AUGGGAGUGUUUGAGGAAGACGGUGAAAUUUAUCCUUCAGAAAUCGUCCGACUAUGGGUUUCUGAAGGAUUUCUUAAACCAAUAGACAACAAGAGCUUGACAAAAAUUGCUGAACAGUACUUGAAAGAGCUAGUGGAUAGAAAUCUCAUUCUAGUUCAUGAGUCGAAGAUACUUGGUGAUGUAAUAUGCUACAAAAUUCACGAUUUACUUAGAGAUCUAUCUAUAAAAGAAGCAGAAAAACAGAGGUUUUUUUAUGUAUUGAGGGAAGAAAGUCCUCAGGGACUAAUUAGCCAACAACGUAUUGUUAUUCCUACAAGCACUUCAGAGGAGAAAAUCCAAGAUGCCUUGGAAUAUAUGCCCCAUGCUCGUUCUUAUCUAGUAUUUGGUAAUCAAACAGUUGGUCAAUUCUCAAAUUCUAGAUUUUUGAGGUUAUUGCAUUCGGAUAAUUGGAAUAGUGAAGCGGAGUAUUCACAACUAAAUGUGUUUAAGUUGAUGAACUCGCGAUACCAUAGGUUUGUAAUUAUUAAUAAGAAGUUUGUAAUUCCUUCUUCCAUCAAUCUGCUUUGGAAUUUAGAUACACUAAUUAUUCUGGGUGGAGGAGGUUUGACUGCACCAACUGAAAUCUGGAAAAUGUAUAAACUUAGGCAUCUCGAGGUGUAUGGAUUGCAUAUCCCAGAUCCUUCGAGCGCGGACGAUGACAUUAUUAUGAUGGAGAAUCUAGAAGUGAAGAUUAAACUGGAAUCCUUGUCGUUGUGGUCCCACUCCCCUGAUAUUGGAAAGUAUCUACAGAAGAUCAACUUCCCACCCUCCCUUAAAGAGUUGUUUCUCGAGCUAGAAAGUGAUUUGGAGUGGGAGGACAUACUGCAAACGAUAGGUUCCUUACCACUUCUCGAGAAGCUCGUAUUAUAUGAGAGGUCGCUUCAGAAGACAACACUGGACAAUGGAAGACAGCUCCCACUUUCCACUUCUUACAGAGCUUCAUCUUUCUUUGUUAAAAGAAUUGAAGGAGAUUCCAGUAGAAAUUGGAGAAAUACCAACACUCAGAUAUUAGAGGAACAACAGGAUUUACAUGGAGACCAACUUGACCUUCUUGUCCGCGUUAAAGUUCUGAAGGAAGAUGCAGCAUUAAUGCAGAAGUUGGCAACUUCCAAUUUUAAAGUUAAAGUGUUUUAG
Molecule: messenger RNA, 1173 nt
Organism: Salvia hispanica
Lineage: Eukaryota; Viridiplantae; Streptophyta; Magnoliopsida; Lamiales; Lamiaceae
Source: RefSeq, a predicted model, not a curated record